CUCGCCACAGUGCACAGUGCUCCAGCUGCGAGCACGUGGUAGCUAACAUUCAGCCUCUUCCAGGAGACGCUUUUCCAGAGUGAGAAAAAAGAAACAUUCCGUGAACUACCUACCGGGAGGGAGACGGAGCGCUUUCCUGAACAUGCCAGCCCAGGGCUUUGGCUUUAGUGCAGCUGGUGCCACCGUGCUUAUCCUUUUCUUAAAGGUACAAACCUCUGUACCAGCACCACUUAAUGGAUCAAAGUGGACCUAUGAUGCUCCUCAGGCAUCCUGCUGCUCCCCGGGCUCAAAAAGCAGCCCAGCAGAAGGAGCUCGUGAUGAGCAGCGCCUGCUUUGGCCCUUGUCCUCAAGAAGCUUACAUUCUAUCAAAGGAGGCAAUGGGAAUAUAAGUAAAUACAAAGAUCAGAAAGUUCAAAUUCCAGGUUUUAACAUCCAAGACCUUCUUCCUGAGAACAUACAUGAAUACUACCGCUACCAAGGUUCUCUGACCACUCCACCUUGUUUCCCCACCGUGCUCUGGACUGUUUUCCGAAACCCUGUCCAAAUCUCCCAGGACCAGCUGCUGGCUCUGGAGACAGCUCUGUAUUGCACCCACAUAGAUGACCCCUCACCUCUGGAAAUGAUCAACAAUUUCCGAAGAGUCCAAAAGUUUGAUGAAAGGCUUGUACGUGUCUCCUUCCACCAAGAGCAAGACUUUUCCUACGCAGGACUGAGUAUGGGAGUCAUCCUCUCGGUGGCAAUAGCUGGGGUUCUAGGAGUCGCCGUCAUCCUGGCGUUAUCAAUUUGGCUUCUCCGAAGGAAGAAGAGCAGCAAGAAAGAAGAUAACAAAGGAGUUAUUUACAAACCUGCCCUCAAGAAGGAGGCUGAAAUCAAUCCCUGAGAACACUAGAACUUCUUCCAGGCCCUUCAUCCAGGGGAAGACCCUUACCCUGGACUGUUUGGGGCCACUAGGCAUUCUCCAGAGCAGAUCAACCAACCGCUACUAUUAGUCUUAUUGUUUUGAUGUGACUCAAGUACUGAGCCAGUUGUAAAAAGUCAUCUCCUUAAGUUUUUACUCUUUGUAGCAUCAACAAGGAGAGUUUUCAUAUCAGUAAGCAUGAACACUGAGCUGUUUGACAAAUCUAGGCAAGACACUGAAAUGAUCUGGGUUCUGGAGCCACCGUGGUACCCAGGCACCCACGAGGCUCAAGAGAAGAGUAGUACGCUAUUCUGGAUAGAUUAGCCCAACCAAAUUCUGCUAAGGAGUCUACAAUACCUUCAAGAUAACUUUACAGGGUCACUAGACUAUGUAUUAGGGACUUAUGUGUCAUGCUAUGCCCUUGCCACUUAUUUUAAAAAAUAGAGUGUAGGUAGAGCAUUUGUUUUUUUUACCUUUCCCUUUUAUGACCUGCAUAGCACUAAAGAGUAUUAAGGUGAAAGCCCUAAAAGAGGCAGAGAACAGACCUCUAACUUUAGUCACAGACUUGACAUUUUCAGUAACUGCUCUUAUUUUCAUAACCUUCUAAAUCUCACGACAAAGAAUGUAUUUGUUGGGGAAUGCAUUUGUUCCUUAAACCUCACUUGAAAGGUCUGUGAACCUCUUGUUAUUAUAGAUUAGGUCUAGAAUGGGAAGUACUACAGAGGCCAUCUAAUGCCACCUCCUAAUUUUAUAGGUGAGGAAACGUAGGCCCAAGGAGAUUAGUGACUUGUCCAAAGUUACCUGGAUAGUCAGUAUCCUAGGCAAGAUUUGAAUCCAGAUCUUCUGACUUCAGAGCCAGUUCCCUUUCCUCUGUGUUCCCGUUAAGCUAUAAUGAACAGUCGUUUUUUAAGAUUUGAUUUGUGGGUAUCAUUUCCCCUCUGGGCAGGAAGAGUUUUCCUUCAUUCUAUUCCUUUUGUACCAUGGCAAAUUAUUCACACAUAGCAUAGCAUAGAGAAGAUGUGGGGCAAGAAAAAUUAUGCUUUUCUGCACAAAAAGGCAAAUGAGGACUGAUCUUGGAUGUUAAUGCCUACAUACUAAUUAACUGUAGAAUCUUGACUUUCCAGAGAACAAGCACUGAGUUAGGGACCCUGAUCCUGGGUUUGGGCAAGGAUGUGGCCAAGAUUUAAGUGUUUUUUGUAUGUGUGAGGGGAUAGAUAAACCUAGGAUGGAUAGUGGUACUCAC
Molecule: messenger RNA, 2141 nt
Organism: Gracilinanus agilis (Agile Gracile Mouse Opossum)
Lineage: Eukaryota; Metazoa; Chordata; Mammalia; Didelphimorphia; Didelphidae
Gene: CA12
Product: carbonic anhydrase 12
Exons: 9
Coding region: 143-880 (245 amino acids)
Cellular component (GO): plasma membrane
Molecular function (GO): carbonate dehydratase activity; zinc ion binding
Source: RefSeq, a predicted model, not a curated record